Pelodiscus sinensis (Chinese soft-shelled turtle) is the source of this 429-nucleotide messenger RNA. NCBI's taxonomy places the organism in Eukaryota, Metazoa, Chordata, Testudines, Trionychidae. The record is from RefSeq and is a predicted model, not a curated record.
CACCAGAGACACAUGAAGACCUGGUCCUUGGGCUUUGGGGUGAAGCUGGAGAUUGUCACCCCUUUUCUGGGCAAGUACCGCCCGUUCGUGGGGCGCUGCUGUCAGACCUGCACCCCCAAGAGCUGGCAUUCCUCCUUCCACAGGCACCUGCCCGCCCUGGGCUUUCACAGCGCCAUCCAGGUGACGGAGGAAAACACCAUGUAUAGGGGCUGGCUGGUAAGAAGACUCUGUUACUUCCUUGCGAUCCUCGAUUGGAAAGUUCAUUCCGACACCCCCACAGACCUCCGGGAGAGAAUCUUCUGCAGCGAAAGGGUGCAGGACGUCCUGUCUCGGCGGGCGCGAGGGGACGGCUCCGUCCGCAGCCUUGUGACAGGUUGGAUCACAGCUGCUCCCAGGUGCAAUGCAGAUGCUGGAAGGGCUCAGCGAUAA